AUGCCACACGACUCAUCAGACGCGUCAGAAGCUCCCAAAGUGAAGAAAGAGCAUGAAUCCUCUUCUAGUCGCGUAAAGAAACAUGCCAGACGUGACUCGCGAUCCAAGUCUGCUUCUAGGAGACCCAAAAAGGAGGAAGAGGCGUCAUCAGGCUCAGACGAAGAGCAAAACGCCCCGCGUGUGAAGAAGGCCGAAAGUGACGAUGAGGAGAGCAAUAUUGUACAUCCUAGUCGCAAACGGGUUAAAGGAAUCAAUGGCCAGCCUCGACCCUCGACUAUCCAAGAUAGCUCUGACGAGGAGGAGGGGGCGGAGGAAGAAAACAAGGAGCACAUUGCAAAAGUUGAAAAAAUAUUUGUACGAGAUCCUAAAGAUGGAUACUUGCCUGGAUCCAUCGUCCGCAUCCGCUGUAAAAACUUUUUGACAUACGACUUUGUCGAAUUCUCACCUGGACCUCGCAUGAAUAUGAUUUUGGGACCUAAUGGAACUGGAAAGAGCACUAUCGCGUGUGCUAUUUGUAUUGGUCUAGGGUUUUCCAUCAAUACACUAGGUCGCGCAGACCAACUCUCCUCGUUUGUAAAGCAUGGCUAUGACCAAGGCUAUAUUGAAAUAGAACUCAAAGGAGAUCUCGGCAAGAAGAACUUAAUCGUUCGUCGAAGCAUAACCAGCAAAAGCAAUACGAGUACAUGGCUGCUUAACGGAAAGCAAUCGCCGAAAUCUGCUGUCGAAAAAGAGGUUGCAAACCUUGACGUUCAAGUCGGCAACCUUUGCUCGUUUCUUCCUCAAGAUAGAGUCAACGAAUUCGCAAAGCUAAAACCAGAGGAGCUUCUGGUCGAAACUCAAAAAGUUGCUGGGCACAAAAAACUGAACUAUUGGCACGGCCAACUCAUCGAAUUGGGGAAGAAACUCAAGGAUGCCAAAGAGGAAUUGGCAGCAGAUCAACAAAGUUGCACUCACGAGGAGGAAAGAAAUAAGAUUCUCGAAAGGGACGUGAAGGCAUUUAAAAAGCGAAAAGAGCUGGAAGAACAGAUUAUUGUGCCUUGGUUUCGAGACAAAGUCAAAAAGAGUCAAAUGAGAGAGUUAAGACACAGAUGGAAAGAAGCUGGAGUUAGGCUCGCAACGGCUAUGGAGGAGCACAAACCAGCUAUUGAUUUCAAGAAGCAAAUGGAAAAAGAUCUCUCCGCCGCUGAGUCACUCGUCAAAGAUACAAUUGCUAUGGUCAACAAUACUAGAAAGGAUGUUGACAAGCUCAAGACCAAGGACAAGGCUCUGGCUGAUAGCUGUCAUGAGAUCCAAGAUAGUAUUUUGACUCUCAAGCGGGAUGCUGAGGAGUCCCAAAAUAAAAUUAAGGAGCUAGAGAAGACAAUCAAGCGCCGGGAAUCGCAACUUGAGGAGAUGGAGAAGACUGCUGUCAGCCAAGAAGCCCAAAAUGCUCUUACGGAAAAAAAGCGCCGUGUGCAACAAGAAAGAGAGUCUCUUCGAAUGACAAUGGAUGAAAUUGAGCAGGAGAUCGCCCGUGCCCAGAUCGAUGAAAAUAGAGCAAAAGACGAGUUGCGAAUAUUUCAUUUGUGUUUGGACCGCAUACUAAGCAUCUUCGACAGGCUGAAACGACUCGCAGAUCCGAAGACACGUCGACUAGAUAUUAUGCGUAAUCCAAUGGAUCAAAGACAUCGCGCGAUCGCAGAUCAAAACUUUGUAGAGGCAUUCAUAUGGCUUAGAGACAACCAGAACCAGUUCCGUCAAUUCAUUGAACCGGCCUGUUUAUCCGUCUUCGUUCCAAACACUCGAUACGCCGCAUCAGUGGAAGCGUGCAUCAAUCCAAAUCAAAUGAGGACGUUCAUCUUCAAUAAUGAAGAUGAUUACCAGCGCUUUAACCGGUACCUCGACGACCGGCGAUUCGAUCCUCGGCCUACAUCUUGGUUCCGACCUGGUACUUUCCGAGAUCUGUCCUCAGAUCAUACGCCACAGCAAUUAGAAGCCGCUGGAAUGGAGGGUUUUGUACUAGACUUCGUAGAAGCACCUGAUGAGGGUGUCGCAACGGACGUGAGCAAGGCUAAUGCACAAGCUGCUACACAACUGUUUUCACCGAAUGUGCCUGGGGUCACUGGUCGUUACAUCAUUGGCUCUACGAACUAUGCAAUUAAUCGUUCAGCAUAUGGAAGGCGAUUACCACAGACCAAUACUUCCAGUAUCGCCUCUCCGGUAUGGUUCACCGAUCAGCCAGUCGACAGGGAUAAAAAACGUGACAUAGAAAUGCGAAUACAGGAAGCUGCCACGCAUGCUACGGAGAAGAGAGUGGCCAGAGAACAACUCGAUGAGAGAGAGGAGGAUAUUCGCACACGUGAGAAGGACAUCAAAUCCCAAGUGGUCCAGGUAGAAAAAGAGUAUAAAGCAGCGAUAGAGAGGACCAAAGACCUAAAGCGGUUGAGGCAAACCCUAGGUAGAGUGACCACCAUCGUUCCAUAUUAG
This is a messenger RNA of Acaulospora colombiana, 2466 nucleotides long. The record is from the annotation of a GenBank genome assembly. NCBI's taxonomy places the organism in Eukaryota, Fungi, Glomeromycota, Glomeromycetes, Diversisporales, Acaulosporaceae.